Molecule: messenger RNA, 369 nt
Organism: Bipolaris victoriae FI3
Lineage: Eukaryota; Fungi; Ascomycota; Dothideomycetes; Pleosporales; Pleosporaceae
Exons: 1
Coding region: 1-369 (122 amino acids)
Source: RefSeq, a predicted model, not a curated record
AUGGAUGCCGUAGCAGCAGCGGCAGCUUUUCGCGGCAUCCCCUGUUUCCGACCCCCGAUGCCUUGGGCGGCGGCUUGCUACAGAGUACGAGUAGUGUACACACUACAUUCUCCUUCUUGCUCAAACAAAACAAAACAACAUGCGACUGCAAGCCUAUUGUUUGCUCACGCCUCAUGGCCUGAUUGGCACUCAUGUCGCAGCAUCAGCAGCAACAUCAAUCGCCUUUCAGGUUGCCCUGUCGGCAGAUGUGGUCGUCUUUCUUUAUCGGUGAAUUGCCCCCCCUCCUUCGAGGCUUUCAAAGUCGUCUUCAAGCACAUCGAUACACGUCACACAUACGGGCUCGGUACGAGACAGCUGUCAGAGCUAUGA